GAGUAGUACUUGCAGGGGUAUGCUUGUCUGAGCAUCUCAGCUGAGCUCAGCACUGUGACUGCAGAAGGACUCGGUACAUGACCUGGAGCUCGGUCACUCCUUGAGCCCCGUGUGCGCAGGGUGACAGUAUCCUGAGGAGUCUGUGGGCGUGGGUCUCGGCCACGCGUGAGAGAGAUGGGGGCCUGGACGUGUCCGCAGAUGAGGCAGCCUCAGAGCCCGCCCCGUUCCUGCCUGCGCCGCGGCUAUGCUGUGCCCGGCUGCUCUCGCCAUGGCAUUGGGAUGGCGCAGAGGGACUGGGGGAUCGUGCUCCCCGAUGGUCCCGUCACCGCCAUGUGUUGUGCCCGGGGUGGGGAUAGGAGGUGUGACCGGGCCAGGGCCGCAUAUAUGUCCCGCCCGCGGUGCUGGUGGCACCCUCCAUGCCGGGAUGACCUGUCCCGGUGUGCUCCAUGCCGGGAUGUCCUGUCCCGGGGAGCUCCAUCCCGGGCUCCCCCGUGCCGCGCCACCCCAUCGCGGCACCGCGGCCAUGUGCCCCCCGCCGGUUCCAACGGCGGCCCCGUCCCCCUGCGGCGGCCACGCCCUCUGCCCCAGCCAAUGGGCGAGCAGGGUGCCCGCCCCGCCCACGCUCUCGCCCGCGCCCCUAUAUUAACGGCCAUUGCGGCGCCCCCUCAGCGCCGCCUCCCGCCUCCUUCGCCCGGCAUCGCCUCGCGCUCGCGCCGCUCCCGCCAUGACCGAUGCGGCCGUGUCCUUCGCCAAGGAUUUCCUUGCCGGCGGGGUGGCGGCCGCCAUCUCCAAGACCGCCGUCGCCCCCAUCGAGAGGGUCAAGCUUCUGCUGCAGGUGCAGCACGCCAGCAAGCAGAUCUCCGCCGAGAAGCAGUACAAGGGCAUCAUCGACUGCGUCGUGCGCAUCCCGCGGGAGCAGGGCAUCCUUUCCUUCUGGCGCGGCAACCUGGCCAAUGUGAUCCGGUACUUUCCCACCCAGGCCCUCAACUUCGCCUUCAAGGAUAAGUACAAGCAGCUCUUCCUGGGCGGCGUGGACAAGCGAACCCAGUUCUGGCGGUACUUUGCCGGUAACCUCGCAUCCGGGGGUGCCGCCGGCGCGACCUCCCUCUGCUUCGUCUACCCGCUUGACUUUGCCCGAACCCGCCUGGCAGCGGAUGUGGGUAAAGCCGGGGCCGACCGGGAGUUCAGUGGGCUCGGUGACUGCCUGGUCAAAAUUUUCCGCUCUGAUGGCAUUAAGGGCCUGUACCAGGGCUUCAGUGUCUCUGUCCAGGGCAUCAUCAUCUACAGAGCUGCCUACUUUGGUAUCUACGACACCGCGAAGGGCAUGCUUCCAGACCCAAAGAACACCCACAUUGUUGUCAGCUGGAUGAUUGCUCAGACUGUCACUGCUGUUGCUGGUUUGGUCUCCUACCCUUUUGAUACAGUUCGUCGUCGCAUGAUGAUGCAGUCUGGCCGUAAAGGAGCUGACAUAAUGUACACCGGCACUCUUGACUGCUGGCGGAAGAUUGCCCGGGAUGAGGGCUCCAAGGCCUUUUUCAAAGGUGCAUUGUCAAAUGUACUCCGAGGAAUGGGUGGUGCUUUUGUCUUAGUCCUGUAUGAUGAAAUCAAGAAGUAUACAUAAGUUGUUUCCUGUUGUGAACUGGCAUGUUGUUCUAUGUAGUCUGUGACCGUUCAUGGACUUGUUUGAAAACCAUCUAGUUGCUAAACAGUGGCAGCUGAUGUUUAUACAGGUUGGCACGGGGCAGCGGUGACUGCCUGCCCUGUCUUCAUCAAACUGUUCCCCCUGAUGGGACUCAUGAUGGUUUCUAUUUCGGUCACUCCUUCUUAAAGAGUACAGAGAAAUAAAAAUCUGAAACCAA
Prinia subflava (tawny-flanked prinia) is the source of this 1859-nucleotide messenger RNA. RefSeq names its product solute carrier family 25 member 5 (gene SLC25A5). Gene Ontology annotation, cellular component: mitochondrial inner membrane. The record is from RefSeq and is a predicted model, not a curated record. The coding region runs from base 725 to 1621 and encodes 298 amino acids. Gene Ontology annotation, molecular function: ATP:ADP antiporter activity. The transcript has 4 exons. Gene Ontology annotation, biological process: negative regulation of mitochondrial outer membrane permeabilization involved in apoptotic signaling pathway; mitochondrial ATP transmembrane transport; mitochondrial ADP transmembrane transport. NCBI's taxonomy places the organism in Eukaryota, Metazoa, Chordata, Aves, Passeriformes, Cisticolidae.